Messenger RNA from Marmota monax (woodchuck), 834 nucleotides. RefSeq names its product small kinetochore-associated protein-like. Gene Ontology annotation, biological process: spindle organization; mitotic sister chromatid segregation; regulation of attachment of spindle microtubules to kinetochore. The transcript is spliced from 2 exons. NCBI's taxonomy places the organism in Eukaryota, Metazoa, Chordata, Mammalia, Rodentia, Sciuridae. Gene Ontology annotation, cellular component: kinetochore; mitotic spindle; centriolar satellite. The record is from RefSeq and is a predicted model, not a curated record. The annotation marks the transcript as partial.
AUGGCGAAAGGAGAGAGGUCACUGGGGAGGUACCUUUUGGGUUUCUUCCCUGUUGGUUCUAUAAAAAAAAUAAAUUUCAAUUUUUUUUUUUUUUUUGAAACCGAGGCGGCAGACCCGAUCGGCUGCUUGGCCGUUGCUGCUGAGCCUCUUCUGAACAACAGCGACAAGGACUACUGCGAGCGGGAGCGGCAAGAGUCUGAGGCGCAGCGGUGUCGCCUCCUUAGGAUGACCAGUGUGGUUAAGACAGUGUGCAGCGUGCAGCCCCCCUCUGUGCUGAGCGGCGGCCUGUCGGCAGAUACACAAACUCAAGCUACUACCAAGAGUCUGUUACCUAUUAAGUCCAAAGAAGUCGAUGUUUCCAGACAUCUUUAUUCAGGAGGUUCAGAUAAUGAUAUUACAAAAAUCACCAAACCAAAGCGAGAGAAUGGGCAGAUGAAGGCUGCAGAGACUGCCAUCAAGAGGAACAUGAAGAAGAGCUACAAACCAUUGAGUAAGCAAAAAUCAGAGGAAGAGCUCAAGGAUAAAAAUCAGCUAUUAGAGGCUGUCAACAAGCAGCUGCACCAGAAGUUGACUGAGACUCAGGGAGAGCUGAAGGACCUGACUCAGAAGGUGGAGCUGCUGGAGAAGUUUCAGGACAAUUGUUUAGCGAUUUUAGAGAGCAAGGGCCUCAACCCAGGCAGUGAGACCCCGGCAUCACAGCCGGAACCUACUCUGGAUCACACAGACUCUAUGUUGCUGUUAGAAACUUUGCAAGAUGAAUUGAAACUUUUUAAUGAAACUGCCAAGAAGCAGAUGGAGGAGUUACAGGCCUUAAAGGUAAAGUUGAAGAUGAAA